Anneissia japonica is the source of this 2900-nucleotide messenger RNA. RefSeq names its product protein unc-93 homolog A-like. Lineage: Eukaryota; Metazoa; Echinodermata; Crinoidea; Comatulida; Comatulidae. The coding region runs from base 160 to 1593 and encodes 477 amino acids. The transcript is spliced from 5 exons. The record is from RefSeq and is a predicted model, not a curated record.
UUAGUUACACUGUCAAUUAGGCUAAAUUGGUGGCGAUAAAGAGAGGAAAUGUAGAAACGUACUCAUAUAUUGGAUCAAUACUAUAACUGACGAAUCCGUCUCAAACAGAAUCAACAAAGAUAGAUAUCGGAAAGAAGAUUGAUAAACGUGAUAGAUCAGAUGAACAUGGAUGCACAAAUGAGAACAUCAUCUGCAGACCACAAUGACUGGAGCCAACGACGUUUGAUGAAAAAUGUAUUGGUUGCUAGCUUGGCUUUCCUGUUCCUCUUCACAGCCUUCCAGGCACUAUCAAACCUACAGAGUAGCAUCAAUUGUGACGAUGGUCUCGGGCUGGCUUCUUUGAGUACCAUUUAUGUUUCACUGAUAUUAUCAUCAAUGUUCUUACCAUCAAUUGUUAUCCGCAUCCUUGGUCUCAAAUGGACUCUUGUUGCCAGUAUGUCAUGUUAUACCCUGUAUUCGGUUGCUAACUUUUGGCCCGGCUGGGGUACCCUUAUUCCGGCAUCUGCACUUGUCGGAUUCAGUGCUGCUCCAUUAUGGUCUGCAAAGUGUACAUACUUGACCACAUCUGGAAUAAAGUAUGGGAAAUUGGGUGGGGAGUCAAUUGAUGCUGUGGUAAACCGUUUCUUCGGUAUUUUCUUCUUGAUGUUUCAAUCGGCUCAGAUUUGGGGAAAUCUUAUUUCAUCGCUCGUGCUCCAACAGGGUCCAGACAAUGACUUCCGAAACGAUGGAACUCAAAUUUGUGGUGUUAACGACUGCCCAGAUACUGAAGGAAGUAAUAUCACCGAUUGCGGCGAUGACAUUGAAGACAAGUUAGUAAAUACAUUGAUGGGAAUCUAUACAGGCUGCGGCUUACUGGCGAUCUUUCUAAUAGUAGUGUUCCUUGACCCAAUGGAGCCAUCGCAACAAACACUAGAGGGUGGGAAAUGUGAUUUAUUCAUGGCAACGCUACGCUUAUUGAAAGAUAAACGCCUUUUGUUUUUGAUUCCGAUUACAAUAUACAGUGGCCUAGAACAAGCUUUUAUAGCCGGAGAUUUUACAAAGUCUUUUGUAACGUGCUCACGUGGUGUUGGAUGGGUCGGUUACGUAAUGAUCUGCUAUGGAGUGACUGAUUCUGUGUCUUCACUAUUAAGUGGUCGUGUUGCCAAGUACACUGGAAGAAUCCCGAUCUUCGUUUCCGGCGCCAUAGCUCAAGCGGUUAUCAUCAUUGUUUUCUUCACAUGGGUCCCAGAACAUGAAGACUUGGCAUUUCUGUUCGUGGUAGCAGCAGUGUGGGGGUUUGGUGAUGCUAUUUGGCAGACACAAAUAAAUGCAAUAUACGGUGUGUACUUCAAUGACAGACAGGAGGCAGCAUUUUCUAACUACCGCUUAUGGGAGUCAGUUGGGUUCGCUGCGUCAUUUGCAUAUAGCAACUUUCUGUGCGUGUCAACAAAACUUGCUAUCUUAGUAAGUUUUUUGGCGAUUGGAAUAACAUCGUAUUUGUUCAUCGAGAUCAAAGAAUCAAGAAAAGAACUAUAUAUUCCUACGACUCCUACAAAAAAUGACCCUGUGGGUAUUGAUGGAGCAGUUUUCUCUAUUAGCUCAAAGGAACAAUAAAAUAGCAACGAUUUCUGAAUUUUGAAUUACAUGAAAAUUUUGACCUUUAACCAUGGGGACUUUGUUUCUUUUUCGUGUACUUUCAUAUAGGAUUCUUAUAUCCAUAUCAUAACAUGCACCCUUAAUUCUAAGUCGUUACUCUGUUUACACUAAACAUCCAACCAAUAGAAAGUUCAAUAUUUUUAAAAUAUUAUUGGUCAUUAGCAUUGCAUCAUGGAAUAAUUUUGGGAAAAUAUAAAACAAUUGUUUUAAUUUCUGCUGAUUUCAUAUUAUAAAUGCAUUGUAGUUAAAAUUGCAAAUUAUUACUAUAAAUUAGUUCUAUUGAUUCUUUGUUAAAAAAUACAAUUAUAAAGAAUGUACGGUAUGUCAUCCAUUUGAACAUGCUAAAAACCCCUAUUAAUGGUCGACCAUUUUCACGUUUUUCGUUAGUGUCCCCUUAAUAGGGGACAUAUUUUUUUUGGUCCGGAAGGUGUCCCCUUAACAGGGGUUCUACUGUAAUGGCUUUAUACCUGUGAUACGGAAUGGAUGAUAUGACAUCAUCAUUCCACAUUAUAUGGAUAUGAUAUGACAUCAUCAUGCCACAUUAUAUGGAUAUGAUGUGACAUCAUCAUGCUUUACGCAAUACACAGUUUGUCGCAUACAACUUGAUAGGAUAGGUAGAGUUUUAUAAGCUUAUAUAACCGAGAAUUUGUUGCUUGUUUUUUCAGUGUAUGCUAUGUGUAAAUGUGUAAAUAGGUAUCAAAAUGGUACAGUUCGCCCUCCAAUUUCUGACCACAUUUGCGACCUGAAACAGUGGCGGAUCCAGAAAUUUGAAAUAGAUGGGCCCAGGGAGGGAUUCACAUGUUUUGGGUGUGUAUUUAUUCCGUUGUGGGGUUGAGGUGAGAAAAUUAUGAUUGUAGCACUUCUAGAUGACCGGAAAUAUCACUCUCAGACUUAAAAUUUGAAUAUAAUUUUCCUAUUUUUCUUUUUAUUUUAUUUUAAAAAAAAAUAGGGGGAGGGGGUCCUGUCCACAUUGGAGGUUUAGCUAAUUACUAGUUAAUAGAUUGAAGACUGUUAUUUUUGGUUCUUUGGAAAAGUGGUCUCGAAUUAGAGGGUUCUUUAGAGGGGUCCCGAAUGGAGGAUGUACUUCACCUGUAGGCUAUUAUACGUCUUCUUAUAUAAUGCCUACGUCUAGUGUUCGAUAUUGAUGAUUUUGGAAUUGUAAUAUAUUGUAAUCCUUGGAUGUUAAUUUUCCAUAUUAUACGGCCCAUUAGUACGUGUAAUUUACUGAAAAUUUUCUUUUUAUUAAAAUCUCAUUAAAACACGAA